AUGUGGCCGCGUCACGAGCCCGCGCCUCGGGGUCUGAGGCUCUUUGGCGGUGUGCAGAGCCGCCUCCGCGCUACCCUGGUGAAGCGCGCCAAGUAUGGCGACGACGCCGGCGCUGAUGACAUGGACGCAGCCUUCGCGCGCAACGUCGCGGCCCGCAAGCGCUACAAGGGCAACGAGCUGGACCCUGAUGCGGAGUACGAUCACGACGGCGGCCUCGAGCUGUUUGAGGCCAAGAAGCGGCGCGGCGACGCGCAGCAGCAGGCCGCGAGGGACAAGGCGCGGCAGGUGGCCUCUUUCAACCGCCAGCAGAAGGCCGAGGACGCCUGCAACCACUGCUUCUCGUCCUCCCGCCGCCCCCGCCAUAUGACCAUCGCGAUCGGCCAGUCGACGUACCUCGCACUGGUCCCCAAGGGGCGGCUGUCGGAGGGGCACUGCUACAUCGCGCCCGCGGAGCACGUGGCCAGCAUGCGGCAGGUGGGGGGGCAGUUUGAUAGCGGUGCUGUUUGCGUCUAA
Monoraphidium neglectum is the source of this 513-nucleotide messenger RNA. RefSeq lists its product as hypothetical. The coding region runs from base 1 to 513 and encodes 170 amino acids. The transcript has 5 exons. Gene Ontology annotation, cellular component: post-mRNA release spliceosomal complex. The record is from RefSeq and is a predicted model, not a curated record. NCBI's taxonomy places the organism in Eukaryota, Viridiplantae, Chlorophyta, Chlorophyceae, Sphaeropleales, Selenastraceae. Gene Ontology annotation, biological process: mRNA splicing, via spliceosome.